Messenger RNA from Epithele typhae, 252 nucleotides. RefSeq lists its product as uncharacterized. The record is from RefSeq and is a predicted model, not a curated record. Lineage: Eukaryota; Fungi; Basidiomycota; Agaricomycetes; Polyporales; Epitheliaceae. The annotation marks the transcript as partial. The transcript has a single exon.
GCCAAGGGUCACCCCGAAGAGGCGAGGUCUUGGAUUAACUGUGGUCGACACUAUAUCAAGCCCUCUAAGAUCGUCAACAUACCCCUUUUCGUCACUGCGUUAAAACAGUGGUGGACUCGAGUUCGACCCGACUGUCGUCAUCAGGCUGAUUGGCCUUUGCUUCGCGACGUCCCCCUCGAUACGUCGUGGCAGUGCCUCGAGCUAGAUGAUCCCAACGGCAUAUUCAUGGUCAUUAUGUGCCUGUCGUGGUGG